This is a messenger RNA of Odobenus rosmarus divergens (Pacific walrus), 351 nucleotides long. RefSeq names its product defensin, beta 125 (gene DEFB125). Gene Ontology annotation, biological process: innate immune response. Gene Ontology annotation, cellular component: extracellular region. NCBI's taxonomy places the organism in Eukaryota, Metazoa, Chordata, Mammalia, Carnivora, Odobenidae. Bases 1 to 351 code for a protein of 116 amino acids. The transcript is spliced from 2 exons. The record is from RefSeq and is a predicted model, not a curated record.
AUGAAUCUCCUGAUGCUGACCUUCAUUAUAUGUGGGUUCCUAAAUCUGGUGACCAAAGCUGGCUGGAAAGUUGAAAGAUGCUGGAAGAAUAAUAUAGGACACUGCAGAAAACGAUGCUUUCAUGUUGAGAGGUACAAGCUUCUUUGUAUGAACAAGCUAACAUGCUGCAUUCCCAUAAAAGAAGAUCACGGAUACACUAAAAUACCACCACGUCUUAUACCCUUUGAAGAAGAGAUAACUACUGAUAUUAAUACUUGGGAAUUUUUUUCAAAUUCCCCUGCUUCUUUUUUGAAUGAUGAGUUCAUACCUGACUCAACCAAACCCACAGAAAGCCUAGUAACUGAGACCUAA